AUGGUUGAAGAAAAGAUCGAGGCACUACACACCAAAACAAGCACCCAAUCUUCUUUAUCCACCGAUGAAGAGAAAGGUGGAAAUGCGAUUUCCGAUAAAAGAGCUCAAGCAGAAAAGGCCCUGGUACGCAAGAUUACAUUCACAAUCAUGCCUCUAGUAUCAUGGAUCAUUAUCGUGCAGUUUGCAGACAAGGCAGCGUUGAGCGUUAGUGCAGUAUUGGGAUUAUAUGAAGACACCGGGAUCACCGGAUCCGAGUUUAGCUGGCUAGGCUCGUUGUUCUUUCUCGGUCAUUUAGCUUACCAGCCCGCCAACAACUUUUUUGUGCAACGUUUACCUUUGGCACGUUAUUUGGGCGUGUGUAUCAUCAUUUGGGGUGCUGUCAUGCUUUUCACAGCCAUGUGUCACACAUUCUCACAACUCGCAGCUGUGCGUUUUCUCCUCGGCUUAUUUGAGGCUGCAUGCAUGCCCACCAUUUACCUCAUCAUCAACACGCUCUAUCGACGUAGUGAGCAAACGACAUUUUAUGGUAUCGUAACCAUGUGUCACGGCCUAGGCUCUGUAGUGGGCAAUCUUGUUGCAUUCGGCAUCUCGCAUAUGGGUACACGUUUAGGCAUUGAAAUGUGGCGAUGGAAUCAUAUCAUCUUUGGAUCGCUCACGGUCUUUCUCGGUAUUUUGGCAUUCUUUUUCCUUGCUGAUAAUCCACACUCAUGGCUAUUGAGAUUGACGGAGGAGGAAAAGCUCAUUGUGGAGGAUCGUACACAAGACAAUGCUAUGGUACGCAACACGACUAUCAAAAAGUAUCAGAUGAUCGAAGCGAUCAAAGAACCAAGGCUAUGGCUCAUUGCGCUGGCAACAUUUGGUCUUCAACUUCAAAAUGGCGGCUUGCUUGUGUUUAGUGCACAAUUCAUCAAAGGCCUUGGUAGCUUUACGUCCGGUGAAUCGAUCUUACUCAAGAUGCCAGGUGGUAUCGCAUCUACAUUGGGUGUGAUCCUUGCGACCUAUGUGGCGAGACGUACGCGACAAGUGUGUUACACGGGAAUCUUGAUGUCUGUUAUCAGCGUGAUAGGAUGCAUUAUCCUGGCCGCUAUCCCUGAUGGUGCUGUCAAGCUCUUAGGCUACUAUCUCAGUUGGGGAAGUACAGGUGGUUAUGGAUUACUAGCUACUUGCAUCGGCAAUAACGUUUCUGGAUAUACGAAGAAGGUCUUUUACAACAGUGUGCUUAUCGUCAGCUAUACACUUGGAAACUUCACAGGCCCACUCAUCAUGCUCGAACACGAAAAGCCAAGAUACCUUGGAGCAAUCACGGGAUUUUGCAUUGGAAAUGGCGUAGCUGUUGUAUGCUUUUUGCUUUUACGCAUGCUGAUGGCAGCUGAAAACAAACGACGACUUGCCAAUUUACCUGAUACUCCUACGGACGCACAUCUUGAUUUGACGGACCGUGAAGACAAAAACUUUAUUUAUCGCCUCUAA
This is a messenger RNA of Lichtheimia ornata, 1470 nucleotides long. RefSeq lists its product as uncharacterized. Gene Ontology annotation, biological process: transmembrane transport. Lineage: Eukaryota; Fungi; Mucoromycota; Mucoromycetes; Mucorales; Lichtheimiaceae. Bases 1 to 1470 code for a protein of 489 amino acids. The transcript is spliced from 6 exons. Gene Ontology annotation, molecular function: transmembrane transporter activity. Gene Ontology annotation, cellular component: membrane. The record is from RefSeq and is a predicted model, not a curated record.